Molecule: messenger RNA, 483 nt
Organism: Drosophila takahashii
Lineage: Eukaryota; Metazoa; Arthropoda; Insecta; Diptera; Drosophilidae
Source: RefSeq, a predicted model, not a curated record
AUGUCCCGAGCUCAAAGACGGCUGAAUGGUAUCCUGAUUGUAGCUGUGAUCGUCCUGACGAUAGUUUCCGUGGAUGCGCUGGGAAAGUCUAGAAGCAGCAGUAGUAGUAGUGGUAGCUCUCGCUCAAGCUCCGGUUCAAGUUUAAGUUCCCGUUCCAGUUCCAGUUCCAGUUCCAGUUCAAGUUCAAAAUCCGGCGGAUGGUUCUCAUCGCGCUCUCAACCACGCCAAUCCUCUAAAGAUUCCUCCAAUUUGGUCCCCUUAGAUUCGUCCAAAAAAAAGCCAGGUCGCAAAUCGCAAAUCAAGAAAUCUCGUCUCUUACCUUUGACAUUCGGAAGUAGCUCUUGGUCGAGCUCCGAGAACGAGGACUACGAUGACAACGGUGACAACGGUGACUUUGAUGCCUGGGAGGAUUCCUCUUACCAAUUCAAUGAAGAUACCAAUGCUGACGGAAACAAGCGGAUUCCCAGGGUGAUGCAGUGUUAG